AGCCCCCAAGAAUCUGAUUUCACGUGAAAUUACAUAAUAAGCCCAAGGGAAUGAAUGGGUUAAUGCGUCGCUGGAACGCAUUGUGGAACGUAUUUUGUACAUGCCUACGUACGCAUUUGGUUGGACAAGCGAUUUUCGCGCGGUGGGUUCUAGCCAAUGACACAAACUGUUUUUCUGGUUUGUAGCUGGAACAUCAGUAAUGGCGGCUAGAGGAAGGGCAUAUGGUAGUGGAUAAUAAUCGUAGACACUCACGGAAGAAGUAUAUGUUGAGUAUUGUUUUCUUCCAUAUUUACCACAUGAGCAUUUGCAAACCGAGCAUUUGCACCAACGCAAAUAACAAAGGAGCCUUGUGCACAGUUAGCUUACUCUCUGCUAGGCCGCUAAUCGGCUAGCUAACGCGGAAUGAUAGAUACACCAGCGUGGUGUAUUGUUGACAACUAUGGACUUGUGUAGUAAAUUAAACAUGUUUUCUUAAAAACUGCCGGUGUUUUAGUUACAUUCCAGAUAAAUACAAAUAGCCAUUAAAUUGCGAUACGAUGAGCAAGGCAGGGGACAGCAGCAGUAAACUGAAUGCAUCCAGGAAACGAAGCUCAAAUGCUGCUCAAGCGAGUAUUUCCCCCAGCUCAAAGCUCCGCAAGGGGGAUAAGGGAUCCGGGGACAAAGUUGACGCUUCCGAAAAUAUCAAACCUACAGCCAUAAAUACUGAUGUACAAGAUGGAGAAGACAACAAGUCAGGAGAAGGUGAGCCAACAUGCAAACUACAGGCAAGCGAAGCACUCGCUGAAGACACCCAGGCUUUGAGUCGAAAAGAUGAUGUUGAUUCCAUUGGUGGGGAGAAGACUGGACGCAUCACUGACAACCGAGAACCAUCUGGAGAUGCGAAAGAAGUAGAUUCGCGUCCGUCGACGUCGGAGAAACGAUCAGAUUCAGCGACAGUUGUUGCAACAGACGCAAUUACUACACUGAUAAGUGGAGAUACAGAUAAGGACAAAGACGAAGUGCCAGGCUCAUCCAAAGACGCCAGUGCCAAGGAUGUAUCCAAGUCGGGCCAGCAAGCGGAGGCGGCUCCUGCUGACAGCUCAUCGUCUUUUCUCUCUCGGGAUGAAAGGGAGGCUGAUGAGGACGCCGGGGAGGAUGAUGACUCGUUCCCUGGGUCGUUGUCUACACCAAGUUCUUCGCUCUCAUCAGACAACGAUGAGGACAGCGAGUGCGCCAUAGUAUCGGUGAAAAUGGCCCCAGAGAUUCGUCAAUCCAUCGCACAACUUGCCCGGGCACAGACGCAGCUGAACUCGCUGGAGAAGAGAGGUGCGCGCCUGUACCAGCGUCUCGAGAUCAAACUGGAACGUCAGCGCCGCCCUCACCUGGACCAGAGGAGCUCCAUCGCUCAGACCAUCCCUGGUUUCUGGGUUACCGCUCUUCUGAAUCAUCCGUACCUAUCUCCUUAUAUUGACGAAAAUGAUGAAGAUGCACUCAGCUAUAUGACCAAUCUGGAAAUUGAGUCUUUCAAUAAGCUUGGUUACAGGAUUCGUUUCCACUUUCGACGCAAUCCCUACUUUCAGAACACCGUCAUAAUGAAAGAACUUCACCUUGGGAUGGGAGGUUCACCUGUAUCUAUGUCCAAUCCCAUUCUGUGGCACCGUGGCCAGAAUCUGACUGGUCUUGGGGAGGUGAGGCAGUCGGCCAGAGGCGGGUACCAGAGUUUCUUCAGCUGGUUCAGUGACCACAGCCUCCCAGGCAGGGACAACAUUGCUCAGAUCCUGAAGGAUGACCUGUUCAGAGACCCUCUACACUACUAUUUGACUCCGCUUUGGGAGCCCAGGGAGAAUGGCAGUGCAACUCAGCGACCACAAGGCGAUAACAACAAUGACGAUGGAGAUGAUUGUGUUGUGAUCUCGGACUCUGAUGAUGACGAGAGCAGUCAGGAGUCUCAAACGGAAGAGGGACCGAACGAGCGGAAGGACGACAACGCGGAAGUCAAAGGGAAUCUAGUCACAGGGUUGGAAGACAGCCAUGCUGCGGUGGGAGAAUCAUCGUCCAAAGAGGCAAAGGAGGACGAAGAGGUGGAUGUGGAAGACUCUGGUGCUGAAGACAACAAAGAUGGAGAUGGGGAUGGAAGUGGAGAGGAGGGAGAGGUGGAUGGUGGUGAGGCUGGCGGGGGUAGUAAAUCUGAAUAACGACCCGCACAACGUUUCUCAUCUCAGGAUCAGUUUUACAGGCGACUGACUAACUGUAGCUCAUGAUUAAAGAAAUGCCUGAAAUUAUGAAAAAGGUACGUCACUCACUUUUUUUUUUUUAUUAAAGGAGACAAAAAAAACUUGUUCCCAUAUUUCAACACUCUGACACAAACUGUGUGGUUUGUAAAGCAACUACACGCAGUUGUUGUAAAUCCCUGUUUAUAGAAAUCAGGAAUUUGCGUUUGGAUCCUAUUAAGCACACUCAGGAACGCUGGAGUGAAUGACUCCUCCCCAUGAUAACGGGAAUAGUUCAGAGGGGUAUGCGAAGAAGCUGGUUCAGGAGUAAACCAGAU
Molecule: messenger RNA, 2527 nt
Organism: Engraulis encrasicolus (European anchovy)
Lineage: Eukaryota; Metazoa; Chordata; Actinopteri; Clupeiformes; Engraulidae
Gene: tspy
Product: testis specific protein Y-linked
Exons: 7
Coding region: 537-2174 (545 amino acids)
Biological process (GO): nucleosome assembly
Cellular component (GO): nucleus; chromatin
Molecular function (GO): chromatin binding; histone binding
Source: RefSeq, a predicted model, not a curated record